Molecule: messenger RNA, 462 nt
Organism: Colletotrichum truncatum
Lineage: Eukaryota; Fungi; Ascomycota; Sordariomycetes; Glomerellales; Glomerellaceae
Source: RefSeq, a predicted model, not a curated record
AUGGAGCAGCCAGAACGUGGUUACCCAAAGCUUCCGGAGGAGCAGCAAAAAAGCCCUCAAGAUACCUAUGAGCACCAGCGAGCCAACCUGCCCAAGCAGGAAGUUGAAGCCAAAAGUAUGGCAGCGAAAGAUGCAGAGUCGGGCCUUCAUACCGACGAUGCUCCAGAGAAGACCAUCCCUGGUCAGCAGAAUGGCGAUGGCAAACAAAACGCCGGCGCUGGCCAGUUGAACACAAAGACUGGUUGGCCUAAGGGUGGCAAGUCUGAGGGAUUUGCAGGUGGCCAAGCAAGUGCCACCGCUCAAGUCACUCAUCAUUUUGCCAGUAUCGGCUUGGAUGCCCAUGGCGAGCAUCGUGACACGACCAAGCCUACUGUUAAAAACAAACGCCCUAUCCUGCCGGGUAUUACUGCUAAGGAGUUUCUUGAGCUGGAAAUCGUAUACCCCUCGCGGGAAGCUAAGUAG